Messenger RNA from Mesorhabditis spiculigera, 558 nucleotides. Lineage: Eukaryota; Metazoa; Nematoda; Chromadorea; Rhabditida; Rhabditidae. The record is from the annotation of a GenBank genome assembly.
AUGGGUAAUUGUCUGUUCGUUUUGUUCCGGAAAAACCAGGCAAAUACCGCUGAUUCAGCCACCGAAUCAAAGCUACCUCGAUUCGUGCGCGUCAAUCAAUGGUUGGAUGAGUGUGAGCGUUAUGAGAAGAGUCAGGCUCAUUAUAGCGUCGAAGACCUCAAACGAGCCAGCAACUCCGAGCUGUCUUUUUUACAGCGCAAAGCAGCCAACCCGAUUGAAAUCAUAAAAGUUCACGAGGUAGCCACCAGAAGACGAAACGUCUUCGACCAGCAAAAAGUGGCCGGGGUUUCACCGGUGUUUGUCCGGAAUAAUAAUGAGGGCCCCAACUGGCGCUCCAGUAAUGAGAAGCGGGCCCCGAAAUCCUAUUCGCCGAUUACGCGUAGUUCUUCAACCGAUCCUACCAGCGCUGAGAAGAAAGAUUCCUGGUCUCCAGCUUCGUUACCUCGAUCUUCUUGCCGUACGCUAGAUAUUGCGAUUGAAAAAGACAACGCGUCCACCCAAACCGCUCAAACGACGAUUGCUACACCGGAAACGGAACGAUUGGAGGUAAAGCGCGUC